CAUUACUCAAACACUGCGUGUAAGCCCGUCUAAGUUUUGUCUUUUGACCGCCUGUACCUGUAACCUUCUGGCCGUCGACAGAAGUUUCUGCCUAGUUCAAAAUGGAGGCCAGUUUUUUGCCUAAGGUGCAAGGGCAAGGCGGUAAACAAAAAGAGCACAGCCAUUCGCUUUUGUUCGACAGUGCCAUGACGGAUAAAGUGUUGAGGCAAAAUGCUUACGAAGAGCGGCUUCUCUUAAAAAGGACCGAGCAUAUUGAAAAGCAGAAACAACAAACUUUGGGAGAACAUAACUUUUGUAAGAGUCAAUUUUUGCUGCGUUUCAUGCCCGUUGUGAAACGACAAAGCGAAUUAAGAAAAGAGUUGCUCUCCAAGGUUUUUGAUUCUGAAAUUCCAAGCGGCGAAAAAGCAAUCGCAGAACGAAAACGACCACUGUCAAGCUACCCAAAUGUCAAAAGCAGAACAAGUACAGCAAAUGAGAAAGUAAAACCGAGACAUAGGCGUACUGUGAGUGCAGAGCUGAGAUUUCCCGCAUUGCAAGAAGAUAUGGACGACAUUCUGAACGGUUAUAGGACCACCAAACCCCAACCAAAGUCAGUUUCACCGACGAAGAUGCGAUUCCGAGGGAAUUGGGAUCUGGAAUCGCGCACAAACAAUAGUCAAGCCCGAAACGAAACAUCCUUACCAAAAACAUUAACGCCAGAAAGGAAGACAAGAUCGAAAGGCAUCGAUUUCGGCAUCUUAAAAGACAGGAACGUCGAGGAUACAGACCAUUUGACGAACAACACCUUGACUUUCGACUGUCCUAAAAUUUCGAAGGGUAAAGUAACGGAAAAUGUAACCACUGACACUGUUUCUAUUAAUGAAAACUCGACUAAAAAUUCCCAAAACUUUUUAGCUGAGGAUAAUCAUGAUAGGAUUGUUCAACAAGAAACCAUAAUUACAUUAGAAAGUCCUGAAGAAGAAGUCGCCAAGAAAAAAACGAGCAAGCAUUCAACAAAAUCCGUGAAAAUUUUAAAUGAGGAUACUGGUGUUGUAAAUGAUGACAGCUGCAUGCGCAAUUCCUUUCCGAGGCAAUUGAGGAUCUUUCAAAAUGACAACAAAUUGCCUGAAAAAUUGCUAAAAAACUUAAUCCAUACGCUCAAGAACGACACGGCAGCAUCAAAUACGGCACGGUUUCUUGCAAAAAUGCUAAACAGUGAUGGAAAUAGUAAUUUUUCUUGUUUAAACGAAAUCCUGGCAGUUUAGUAUCACUUCAACUAGGGAACACCAAUGGGAUUCAUCUUCUGAGUGAUGUGAAAAAGCGGCAACGGCAUGAAGCUCAGAGAUUACGGAUCAUGCGCACUAUUGUGCUGGCCUAUGAUACUGUUUGGAAUGAAAGGGUUAAAAAGAUUAGCGCUGCAGCUUAAAACGAUUAACUGGUACAAAUAAGAAAAACUUAUUGUUGGCUAAUUAACUCUUAAUGCUUGAAAUAAAAGACAAACAUAUCAUAUCUUCUGUAGUUAGGGUAAAUUUCAAGUUGAAUCGAAU
Paramuricea clavata is the source of this 1526-nucleotide messenger RNA. The record is from the annotation of a GenBank genome assembly. Lineage: Eukaryota; Metazoa; Cnidaria; Anthozoa; Malacalcyonacea; Plexauridae.